AUGAUUUCCUACAAAGCUAUGUGUACCCUCGGCUCAGCCGUUAUAUUGGUAUCUACCUCAUUCAUCAUGGGUGUUUUCUACAGCAAUCUAGCUUACGAUUACAAAAUAUUGUUUCAACCAGCUUUAGUCACUGCUGAAGAUUUUGAAAGAACUCUAAAGCAUUAUCAAUUUUUAAAUGAAGUCGGUCAACCACUUUUAUAUAUCUUAAGUGCUAUUGCCUUCCUAGGUUUAGUUGGUCACAUGGUCAGAUUGUACAAACCAAAUGAAGAUUUGAAGUUGUUUGAAUAUGCUUCUCUUGGUAUGUUCGUCAUGGGUAUCUGUGUGUUCAUUACUAACAUUAAGACUGGUAUCGAGUGUUCUUUGACAGGUAACUGGGGUGAAGUUACUGAGAAUCAAGGUAUUGCCGUUCUAGGUUCCUCUAAUAUUAUCUUACUAUGUGUCUUUCUUGGUGUCCUCUUAUUACAAGCAGGUCUAUGGUGGGCUAACUAUGAUUUAGACACUAGAAUGAAGCAAUUUUACGCCGAAGAAGCAAAGGAAGCCACUGCUAAGAAAGAACAAACCCCAAAGAAAGGUGGUAAGAAACUGGCUGCUCAAAAUAAAAAGAACAAAUGA
Maudiozyma saulgeensis is the source of this 612-nucleotide messenger RNA. The record is from the annotation of a GenBank genome assembly. Lineage: Eukaryota; Fungi; Ascomycota; Saccharomycetes; Saccharomycetales; Saccharomycetaceae.